Suillus paluster is the source of this 1203-nucleotide messenger RNA. RefSeq lists its product as uncharacterized. The transcript is spliced from 8 exons. NCBI's taxonomy places the organism in Eukaryota, Fungi, Basidiomycota, Agaricomycetes, Boletales, Suillaceae. Bases 1 to 1203 code for a protein of 400 amino acids. The record is from RefSeq and is a predicted model, not a curated record.
AUGUCCCAGCCAAGCACGGUGGAGGACAUCCCCCAAUCCCAAAGAUCGUCACAAUCAAUAUCAGUGCCGACAUCUGAGGGUGCUCACCAAAGGCGGAAAAUCGCUGAGUUAGAAGAAAAACUACAGGUGCUGGAAUCGGGGCAGGCAUUCAAACAAAGGGAGACAAAUUACUACGUGUUCAAGGGAAGGGCCAUCAGACGCACAGUUACAUUGUAUGAUCCCCUUGAAGAUCUCAUAACCGAGAAUGAUAGGAGAUGCGAUGACCAUCAGUCAGACGAAAAUGUAACCGUCGAUCAGGAGCAUUUGCAAUUUGGAUACAUCGCCCUUAACAACACCUUCUCAUGGUUUCACCGAAGGGCUUCAGAGAUGGAGUACAACGAGUACAUGGAGAUGUUAAAAAAGCUCAGGCAGGGGGCUGAUGGUGCUCGAGGAGAUGACACCUCAAAGCUCAAGAGCCUCGUUGCUGACUGUGUUAAUCGUGAACUGAAACCUAAUCCCCCUGUUGACCCCGAUGACAAAAGCUGUCGUGGAUUCGUCAAUGAUGCGUGUGGUAGACUACUUUUCCCAACCGAGCUGGACUGGAGCAACCCAAUCGUCAGAACAGGAAUCAGGGAUUGUGCAGACGGCUAUGUCAUGACGGAAAUGUCCUGGCCAGAUUUCCUGUACAAAAAGUACACGGCUGAUCAGAACAAUCUGGAGGAGGGCCUCUUCAAGAGCAGUCUUUUAGUUCAGGCCUUCAAAGCUAUAUUCACGUCUCCCUCCUCUGCCAAGGAGGUCGUGGAUGAAGGUAACAGGGCCGAUAUUAUUGCUAAUAACCGAUGUGUCAAUAAGGAUUUGUAUUCUGGCAAGAAAGUUAAGAUGCACGUAGCGCAAAUAAUCAAGAUGCAUAAAGUCACUCCCCGUUCAAUUGCCUACGUGUCAUGUCAACUGCGAUUCGCCCUUUCUUCUGUGACCUCGUGGUGCUCUAUCGACAGUGAUUUCGACUACAUCCCAUUUUGGCAAACCAUUGUAGACUUUUUCGAAUGGCCCCCUGGUCGUGCAGCACACCGAAAAGUUGAGCAACUCCUGACAUGGUGGACAAGGAAGGUCUUUGGAACAAGUCGUCAUGUGGAACUCAGUGACAGGGCGAAGGCUAAGAUGUCCAUAAAUGCACUAGCCAGGCAACGAGCACAAAUGGAUGAUGCCACUUUCGAUUCAGACUGA